Ctenocephalides felis (cat flea) is the source of this 4685-nucleotide messenger RNA. RefSeq names its product probable ATP-dependent RNA helicase spindle-E (gene spn-E). Gene Ontology annotation, cellular component: intracellular anatomical structure. The record is from RefSeq and is a predicted model, not a curated record. The coding region runs from base 252 to 4547 and encodes 1431 amino acids. Gene Ontology annotation, molecular function: RNA binding; ATP binding. NCBI's taxonomy places the organism in Eukaryota, Metazoa, Arthropoda, Insecta, Siphonaptera, Pulicidae. The transcript is spliced from 22 exons.
AUUUUAUUGUGUUAAAGUGUAGACAAGAAACAGUUGGACGAUUGUUUUUCAUAUUGGACUAAUUAUAUAGAAUUAAUAAUUUGUAACUUUAAGAAUGACAGUUAAGUAACUUUUGUUUAAUUUUGCCAAUAGCAUUUGGCAACUACAGUUCAUUUGUUCUCUCUUGAUUCUCUCCACUUAAAAAUAUAGAGCUUGACUUAUAAAUCUAAUAUAAAUUUUAAGGACUGCAAGGCUACAGCAAUUAAGACAAAAUGGACAUAGAAGACUUCUUCAAGUUAGACAAACCUAUUCAAAGAAUUCAUGUUCCCAUGGGGGCGAGUAGGUCUAGACCAAUGCCACCUAAGAAAAAUGUAUACCCUGACUCAACUGUUCCAAGAGGGGGCUAUGAGUAUGCAAAGGAUUAUCAGAAAAUAGAAGAAGAACAUUAUUUAAAGAAUUACAACACAAUUAGAGAAAAUGGUUCUGUAAAUACGCUAAACAGACUAGAUGAAAUUUCUUCUUGUGGGUUAACAGAAGUUGCUAUACCUGAAAAGGUGACGGAGGUUUAUGAAAAAUUCAACUUUUCUAAACCCCCUCCAAAUAAUCUCAGUAUUAAUUUGUGCAAGAAUCAAAUCCUGCAGACUAUAAAUGCUUCACAAGUCACUAUAAUUCGUGGUGCUACGGGAUGUGGAAAAACUACUCAAGUUCCGCAAUUUAUUCUUGACUAUCAUUAUGAACAUAAGUCGUAUUGUAAUAUUAUUGUUACACAACCCAGAAAAAUUGCUGCAAUAAGCAUUGCAAAAAGAGUAAGUAAAGAACGAGAUUGGCCAUUGGGAGAAUUAGUUGGAUAUCAAGUCGGUCUAGAUGCAAAAGUAAAUGAAGAUACAAGAUUGCAGUAUGUAACAACUGGUGUACUUUUACAAAGACUUAUAAAAGAUCAAUCUAUCAUAAAAUUCACUCAUGUCAUAAUUGAUGAAGUACAUGAAAGAGAUCAAGAUAUGGAUUUUACGCUUUUAGUUAUAAGAAAACUUUUACGAACCAAUUCACCUUAUGUGAAAAUUAUUUUAAUGUCAGCCACAUUCGACACUACUAAAUUUUCUCAAUACUUUGCCACACCUGGAAAAAAAAAACUUGAACCCGCAAUUGUCAUUGAUGUGCCAAAUGCAAGUGCAUUUACUGUUAAAAUAUUUUACUUAGAUGACUUGAAAAAUACUCCUAAUAUCAAUGAACAUUUCACGGAACCUUAUAUUGAUCCUCAACUUUUGAGUACAACUACAAAAUUAAUACAAGCAUUUGAAGAAGUUGAUUUUUUGGAUUUUGCAAAUAAAAUGAAAUCGGAAACUUCUACCUCAAAUGACCAAUUGGAAGCACCUAUAGGAUCUGUUUUAGUAUUCCUUCCAGGAAUUUAUGAAAUUGAAUUAUUUUUUACAGAGCUUCAGAAACAAGUGAAAACCUGUAAACGCCAGUGGCAUAUUCUACCACUGCAUUCGUCAAUCACUUGUGAAGAACAGCAAAGUGUAUUCAGGUCUGCUCCAAAAGGGUUUCGUAAGAUUAUUUUAUCUACAAAUAUUGCUGAAAGUUCUAUUACAGUGACAGAUGUAAAAUAUGUGAUAGAUUUUUGCUUGUCUAAGGAGUUAGAAACAGCAGAAGGUUCUAAUUUUGGAAUGCUUAAAUUAAUUUGGGCAUCGAAAGCUAAUUGCAACCAGAGAGCAGGAAGAGUAGGUAGAGUAGCUGAUGGAAGGGUUUAUAGAAUGGUAACAAGACAUAACUAUGAGAAAUUAUUUAGGAAUGAAAGUAAACCUGAAAUGAUUCGGGCACCUUUAGCAAGGUUAGUUCUUCUCAGCAAACAAUUAAACAUGGGAACACCUGAAAGUAUUCUUGCAUUAGCAAUGGAUCCUCCAGAUCGUGCCAAUAUUAUGAAGACUAUUUUACAAUUAAAAGAAAUUGGUGGACUCCUUGUAACAUGUGAUGGUGAAGUAUCAAUGGUAGAUGGUGAUAUGACUCUUUUGGGUCAUGUAAUGGCAUCGUUACCAUUAGAUGUUCACAUAUCAAAGCUUAUUAUGUUGGGAUAUUUAUUUGGCUGUAUGGAAGAAUGUAUUAUUAUGGGAGCGGCUUUAAGCUUGAAGAGCAUUUUUAGCAAUCCUUUCACUGAGCGUUUGAAAUCUUAUGAUUCGAAAUUGACUUGGGCUGAUGGCUGUAUGAGUGACCCCAUUGCCUACUUGAAUGCUUAUAAAGUUUGGAAACACAGCAGACAGCAAAAUUAUUUUAGUAGAUCAGAGAAUGCAGAAGUUCUUUGGGCUAAAAGAUUUUGUUUGCAAAUCAAAACAAUGAAUGAAAUUGCUGCACUUGAAAUGGAAAUCAAGAAACGUUUGCAAAAGAUGCAUAUUUGUUCAUUGUCAGGGGCUCAUGGCUUUAAAUGGACAGAAGGGGAGAAAAAACUACUGUAUAAAACUGUCAUUGCAGGUGCUUUUUAUCCUAAUUAUUUUUUGCGAUCAUCACAUAUUGAUGAAACUCAUGCCUUAAAAGUACUUGGCGGUAGAAAUCCAUACAAUACAGUCUAUUUUUCUGGGAUGGACUCGAGGCAACCAGGAGAACUAUAUGCUAAACAAAUAAAAAAAGCACUAUCCCAAUGCAGUGAAGAUGUUAAAGUAGAGUUUGAUCAUUCCUCGAAAAUUUAUGCAGUAUUUCCUUCCUCUGAAGAUAGUCAACAUUUCAAUAAAGAAUUAAAUUUAUUAUCUUCAAUUCCUGGCAAAAUUUCAAUAUCUGUCUAUAAGGCUAUCAAAAUGCGGCAUCUACAGAUGAAUCCUGUUCUAAAAGUUCUGAAAUAUGAUAAGUCUAUGGAUUUAGCCAAACAGAAGGGUAUUAAAAAGCAAUUUACGUUUAGUUGGGAAACUAGUUCUAAUUCUGGACCUUUAAAGAGCAGCUUACCUUCAGUUGUUACUACAAAUAUUUCAUUUAAAAUGUGCCAUUUUCUAAACUGUGGCCAUUUUUGGGUGCAUCCUACGACUGCAAAGAAUACCUUGGACACAAUUAAAAAUAUAUUAAAUGAAAACGAAGGUGAAAAGUUAAGAAAAUUUGACAACUCACUCAAACCAUAUGUUGGACAAGUUUGUGCCUCCUUUUUUGAAGGUGCUUAUUAUAGAGUCCGAGUUGUGGAGUGUGGAUAUUAUCAAGGCGAAUAUCUUUAUAAAAUUUUUUAUGUGGAUUAUGGUAAUACAGUACUAGCCGAAAUGCAAGAAUUAAGAGAUUUUGGAGAUUUAACAAAUCAAAUGAUGGAAUUCCCUAUGCUAGCCUUUGAAGUUGUGCUUGCAGAAGUUCAGCCAUCAGAAGUUUGCGACAGUGGCAAUGGUUGGUUGAAAGAAGCCAAUGAGUGCUUUUCAGAUAUGACUGUGGACAAGGAACUCAAAGGAGAGGUAUAUUCAGUUGUUGAAGGUGUUGUAAGCUGUUUCGUGUAUUUGAACUCCACAAAUCUCAAUCUAUGGCUUAUUGAACAAAAGUAUGGACAGUAUUGUGAAGAGAGCUUCCAAUCAAAACAAAAUCAUGAAAUUAGACAGUCUGCAGUAAAUUUAACUGUAGACCAAAUCUCCUUUUACGAUCAAGAGCAAGAGGCUCAUGUUAAUAAUCAAGAUGAAGUAGAGCCUCCAAAUCAAAUUGAUUGCAAGUACACUAUCAAAUUGAAUGGGCCUCAUAGUCCCUUAGAAGCACAGAUUUACCCGCUCAUGCGGGCAACACUAGAAAAACGAGUGACUAUGGAUCCAAAUUCUGUGAAUUCUGUUUUGCUAUCAACUGCUCCACAAUAUGGAAAUGAAUUGCUGAUAGUAGCAGCAGAAAUAUCAGAAUCACAUAAAAAUAAUUCUGUUACAUUGAGAAAUACAACAAUCAUGCCAAACAUUGUUGGAUUACCUGUAUUGAUGACUAUGCUGUUUUGUCCAUCAUUGAAAUUAUUUGCAAAUAAAUCGAUGACCAAAUAUACAAAACUAUUGUGCGGUUUAGGAAGUGAUGAACAAGGUGUACCAUAUUUUAAAGACCAUGAUAUGGAACUAGAUAUUAAUGUUAUUAUUGAUAACGAUGAUAUAAAAAAUAUGAACAAAAUUCGUUGUUACAUUGGACGUAUGUUAUGUUUUUCUCCAAAUGUCUUAGACAAUCCACAUAAUAUAACAAACUACUUGAAAAUGGGGGCUAUUUCUGCAACAAACUUACUCAAGAGUUUGUGGUCAAAGAAUCGGUUUGUUGUUGAUAAUUCAAAUAGCCAGUAUGAAGAAACAAGUUGGUUAUAUAGCCCUGAAUACAAGAGUAACCUGCUCGCAUUACAGGUGCUUUCAAAUCCGUAUAUGCAAUAUUACACUUUCCAUAGUAUUCUUAAAUUGAAUACUAAACCAUUGCAUAAUACUGAUGAUUUAUUACAGCACCAUUUAGAAUUAGCUGAGAAAGCAAAUAAUGCCAUAAUGACACCUAAUUUAGAAUGUGGAAUUUGCGAUGUGCCGUUAAAUUCAAUCUUGCAGUUACGCUUACAUCUGCAUAGCAGGACUCAUAUAGAAACCAUUGGCAAGUUGCAGAGAGAUGUUUAAAGUGAAUCAAGUUACUGUUUUGAACGAAGGUGAACCAAGUCAUUUGAUUUUUCAAAUUUUAUUAAACGCUUUAAUGUUAUGAAAUAUGAAAUAUAUAAAAGUAUUAAUUUUUGACAAAGUUUAAUAUGAUAUAAGGAA